Molecule: messenger RNA, 920 nt
Organism: Canis lupus familiaris (dog)
Lineage: Eukaryota; Metazoa; Chordata; Mammalia; Carnivora; Canidae
Gene: POP7
Product: POP7 homolog, ribonuclease P/MRP subunit
Exons: 3
Coding region: 225-647 (140 amino acids)
Biological process (GO): tRNA 5'-leader removal
Cellular component (GO): nucleolar ribonuclease P complex; ribonuclease MRP complex; nucleus
Molecular function (GO): nucleic acid binding
Source: RefSeq, a predicted model, not a curated record
GUGGGGUCCCCGGGGCACUCCUCGGCUGCCCCCCGGCUGCUCCCGGCACGUGACGCGCGACCGUCGCGACGGAGGCCGCCGCAGGUGGCAUCGCAGGGCUCGCCUCUCCAGUCGGUUUCCUCCAGGAAGCCCACCUGGAUUGAAGGAGACAGCAUACGAUCCAGAGAUUGUGUCCUGGGUGAUGGAAGUUCCCAGCAGCCAAAUCUCUGAAUGAGGCACACAGCAUGGCUGAAAACCGAGAGCCCCGCGGGGCGGUCGAGGCUGAGCUGGACCCGGUGGAGUAUACCCUUCGGAAGCGGCUUCCCCACCGCCUGCCCCGGAGGCCCAAUGACAUUUAUGUCAACAUGAAGACUGACUUUAAGGCCCAGCUGGCCCGCUGCCAGAAGCUUCUGGACGGAGGGGCUCGGGGUCAGAACUCAUGCAGUGAGAUCUACAUUCAUGGCUUGGGCCUGGCCAUCAACCGUGCCAUCAACAUUGCCCUACAGCUUCAAGCGGGCAGCUUCGGGUCCUUGCAGGUGGCUGCCAAUACCUCCACCGUGGAGCUCGUCGAUGAGCUGGAACCAGAGACUGACACACGAGAGCCGCUGACCCGCAUCCGCAACAACUCGGCCAUCCACAUCCGUGUCUUCAGGGUUACCCCCAAGUAAUCGAAAUGAGGGUGGGCACCUUAUCCACCCACCCCCACAUAGGUAGGCUCAGAUAUUGGCUCUUCUUGUACUGAAUACAGUCAUGGACCUCCUACCAGAGCCACGUAAGAAAAACCCUAUUACCUUACAGCCCAGAGGACUCUGAAUGGAGAAGAAGAGUAUUGUCUCUUGUUGGGCCCAAGCAGUGGGUCUUCCUGAGUCUAUGAUCUGUAACCAUUGUCAGAGACAAUAAAAACUAUCCAGCUGUGUUAGUAUGCAGCCACCCCACUGCCA